Molecule: messenger RNA, 2534 nt
Organism: Brassica rapa (field mustard)
Lineage: Eukaryota; Viridiplantae; Streptophyta; Magnoliopsida; Brassicales; Brassicaceae
Product: transcription factor TCP9
Cellular component (GO): nucleus
Molecular function (GO): DNA-binding transcription factor activity; sequence-specific DNA binding
Source: RefSeq, a predicted model, not a curated record
GGUGGGGUCCUAUAAUUGGGCCUUUGCCCCCUCAACAUUGUGUGGUGUGACCAGCACUGGAGAGUAGGGUCCAGUUCAGGCCCUCUUUAACCCGUUUUCGUUUCGUAGCCUUAUCUUUUCUUGUGGUAGGCCCCGUUUUCUGUUCAUGUGUUUGGUAAUGGUUCAAACCGGUUUAGAUUUCAAUAGUUUUCAUAGAUUACAUGAAUGAUAUUGAAAGUGAAACUAGUUUUCGUUUGGUACUGUUCUAGCUCUACUCUUCUUCUAUCAGAAUACUUGUUUCAUUUUUUUCAAAAAAGUAAUAGGUACUAUGUAUUUAUGUUAUUGUCCUGUUUAAGCAAUUCAUAUAUACAAAUGAUUAACCGGUUUAAUGAAAAGGACGAUAGGAUUUUGGAAUCCAGGAAAGGAUUAUUCCAAAGACAAUAAGCUUCUUAUUUUUUUGGUGGAGCAGCCUUGUGACCUACAUGAAUGGGGUCCAACCCCAAGUAUGGGCGUUUAGCUUUUUCUAUAAAGAAAUCUUUUUUGUCCUACCCAAUCAAAUUUCAACGGUUAUAAAAAGGUAAAUCUGCGGCUUAAAAUAAAAAUUGUCGAUGAGAAAUUUAAGCAUAAGCAAAUGAAAUUAUUGUGGGAUGUUCUGUCUGUUCGGAUUCGUUAUUCUAUGUUGUUUAUAAAUUAACCAAAGUUAAUUUAGUUAAAACUUAAAUGUAAUGGCUUUGAUGUAAAACCUCUAUGCUAAAAUUUACUUAUAGAUUUGCUGAAGAGUAAAAGAAACUUUUAUUUAGUUAGGAAAUAAAGUUACUGGACCCCCAAUAGACAGAUGGUCCCAUAAAAACUGAUAGAAGAUGGAAACAAUUGAACGGGAUCGAUCCACGUGGUGGUAUCCCAAUGGCUCUGGAGGGCUCAAUCCAAUAAAUCAGAACCGUUGAUUUUUUCCCGGAUCAAAAAAAUGAGUCAGCAUUCUCGCCGUGUUUCUUGCUAUAUAUAGACGACUCACAUUUACUAUCUCCUUCGACGUGUAACGCCGUUAAAACGAUUCUCCCCCAGAGUAUCCGCUUCUUUUAUAAUCAUUCGUCGUUAUCUCCACCGUCUGUUUUUCCUUCCGCUAUAUUUUCAAUGGCGACGAUUAAACACCACGAAGAUGAACGCCUAAGAGCCGUUGAUUUGACUUCUAAACCCUUCGAAGUCAACAACGCAGUGAGCCUCGAACCCAAGACGGAGCCGUCGUUAGAGUCUUCGUUGCAGGUUCCGUCUACUUCAAUGUCUUUAGCUCCACCGUCGAGACCGCCAUUGAAGAGAGCUUCGACUAAAGACCGUCACACCAAGGUCGAAGGUAGAGGGAGGAGGAUACGGAUGCCCGCCACGUGUGCGGCUAGGAUUUUUCAGCUGACUAGAGAGCUUGGUCACAAGUCCGACGGCGAGACGAUUCGGUGGCUGCUGGAGAACGCCGAGCCGGCUAUUAUCGCCGCCACGGGAACGGGAACGGUUCCGGCCAUCGCUAUGUCUGUUAACGGAACGUUGAAGAUCCCAACGACGACGAACGCUGAUUCUGACGUGGGAGAUAACUCGGCGAAGAAGAGACGUAAGCGACCUUCUAACAGUGAGUAUAUAGACAUAAACGAAGCGGUUACGGUUUCGGUUUCUUCCGGUUUAGCUCCAAUUUCCGGUUUAUCUCCAAUUUCAUCCGGUUUAGCUCCGGUUUCAACCGUGUCUCAACAAACGCUGCCGCAAGGGAUGAUUCCGAUGUGGGCGAUUCCAUCGAACGCGGUGAUUCCAACGGUUGGAGCUUUCUUCCUUGUCCCGCACGUUUCUGGUCCGACGAACCAGCCUCAGAUGUUAGCUUUUCCGGCUGCUCCGCCGUCGUCUUACGUCGCCGCCGUUCAGCAAGCUUCUUUAAUGGCUAGGCCACCUUUUGUAUCAGUUUCGACGCCGUCAGUUAUGGCUCCGAGCUCAAGCUCCGGCGUAACGAACAGAGGUUCUUCGUCGUCGACGACCAACAUGCUGAGAGACUUCUCGCUGGAGAUUUACGAGAAACAGGAGCUUCACCAGUUCAUGUCCACCACCACAGCACGGUCAUCAUCGAACCACUGAGGGAGAUUAAACGACGGCGUAUUAUUGAUCCCCGGGGGCACGUGAGGGAAGGAAGUAAAGACGCGCACGUGUUAAGUGGGCCUAGUUUUUAGGCAUCGAUGGGGUCCACGUCGGUGGUGGGUCAACACGCACCAAAAUCAAAAAGCAGAGAAGGGAGUGGGGCCACACAGCUCCCACCUUACGCAUUACUUCCGAGGCGGCCAGGUUGGGUGUGGUCCCGGUUCGGGAGGGCUACGUGGUCCGUUUCGGUGGGCCUCCUCUCCUCACCACUUUGUCUCGACUUUUUGGACUUUGUUUUAUCGCUUUGUAAAUACAAAUAUUGCCGCAACAAGAUUUUAUUGAAGCCGAAGCCCUGUAAUAAUAUCAUGUCAUGGACCACCCAACAACAAUUGUGAUAGUAGUAUUUUUUAUUUUGAAUCUGUAAUAAAAAAAAAUAUUUUAUCGAAUUA